Molecule: messenger RNA, 3759 nt
Organism: Colletotrichum graminicola M1.001
Lineage: Eukaryota; Fungi; Ascomycota; Sordariomycetes; Glomerellales; Glomerellaceae
Exons: 5
Coding region: 1-3759 (1252 amino acids)
Biological process (GO): regulation of DNA-templated transcription
Molecular function (GO): DNA binding
Source: RefSeq, a predicted model, not a curated record
AUGACCACCAUACCAGAGGACAUGGACCAAUUCGUCAACUGGGAGGCGGCCGCUGCCGAAGUUGGAAACAUCUUCGACAUGUCCUCCCAGGACUUGCCGCCCACCGAUCCUCCCAACCUGGAUUUGGUUUUGGAGAAUGCCAACGACGACGAUUUUAGCUUUGUCGCUCUCGAGCACUUCUCUGGGGGCCACUUAUCCGGGGAGCACGCCUCGGGUGUCCAGACCACCGGCAACCUGCUCGACCUGGUUGACAGCCAACUUGGCAGUGCCCAGGAUGACUGGUGGUACACUCCCGAUACACCCUGCGUCAACUGCGCCCUUGGGGGCUACCAGUGCAAGAAGAUCAAUGAAGCCAGCUCGAGCAUCUACGAGCAUUACUGCACCUCUUGCGUUGCGCUGAGGAGCGAGUGCAGCUUCGCUGAGCACUUGCCUGCCAUCGCUCGCCUCGACCCGUUCGAUGCGUUGCCUUCCCAGAACCCCUGGCCCACCAUGGGAGACCACCCGCGUGCUGUCGAUGAAGAUGGCGGUUUUGCGGAGCUCUUGCUUUCUAGGAAGGCCUGGCCGGUCGUGAGAGACCAAUCCUGCGCCAUCCAAGAGUCCGCCGCUAAGACUGUAGGCUUGCCGGGGACGUCUACGCCGGACCUGCUGCGGAGCCUGACAGCUUCCGUGUCCGCGGAUGAGGCGGCCACGGCAAGCAGGAUGGCAACCCCCGCCAAAGUAGGAGCCCGGUUCUCGCGGGAGUCCGUCCGCAUCUUGAAAAACUGGCUCUCGACCCAUACCCGGCAUCCGUACCCCAGCGACGAAGAGAAAGAGAUGCUGCAGCGCCAGACGGGCCUCAACAAAACCCAGAUCACCAACUGGCUUGCCAACGCCCGGCGCCGGGGCAAGACACAGCCCCCUCGCUCUACCUCACCACAUCCGCGCAGUUACAACGGCGCCAUCGACAUUCCUCAGAGACGAGGAACGCCUGCCCCGGAUGGUAGAGUGCGCAACAUGAAUCCCCUCGAGCGUUGGGUCGACUCCCCUCCGGAGAACGAACCUGCCGAAGUGACGGCCAUUGCCCGCGCCGUUGCGUCCAGUUCUGGAGCAUCUUCAUCAGGCCUCACGAGCCCCUACAGCUUCAACUUCACCGACGACGGGUCAGGAAGGUCCCUCUGCAACGCCUCCUCGGCCAGCAGUUUGGGCACCUCUCACUCCAGCGGCGGGUCCUUCGCCUCUGCGUAUUCCCAUGCGUCCCACGGCUCCUUCGGCUCCUUCGGUUCCUUCAACCGAGGCCGCAGGCGUCGCAGGAGGCGCGCCGGCGCCAAGCCGGUCGAGGAGAAGACCUCUCUCGCCCCUGUCUCCAAGACUUACCAGUGUACGUUCUGUACCGAAACGUUCAGGACCAAGCACGACUGGCAGCGGCACGAGAAGUCGCUGCAUCUGUCUCUUGAGAGAUGGAUAUGUAGCCCUGAAGGCCCGGCGGCUCUCAACCCCGAGACGAACCAGCUGUGCUGCGUCUUCUGUGGCGAGGCCAACCCCGACCAGGCUCAUGCCGAGAGUCAUAAUCACUAUCAGUGCAAGGAGAGAAGCUUGGAAGAGCGCACUUUCUACAGGAAAGACCAUUUGAAUCAGCACCUGCGCCUCGUCCACGAUACAAAGUUUGUCGAAUGGUCCAUGAAGUCUUGGAAAGUUGCCACGCCAGAGAUUCGAUCACGAUGCGGUUUCUGUGGCUGUGUCUUGGACUCGUGGAAACAGAGGACUGAGCACCUCAGUGAGCAUUUCAAGGGCGGUAAUACGAUGGCCGACUGGAAGGGAGACUGGGGUUUUGAAGCACCGGUGCUCGAAAUGGUUGAGAACUCAAUACCACCCUAUCUCAUUGACAAUGAGCGGAACUCGCCCUUCCCAUACCAGGCCUCCAGUGCCCCUGCGGAGACGCCACGCUCGGCUUAUGAGCUCAUCAAAGUCGAGAUGGCACAUUUCAUGCAGAACCAUUACGAAAAGCAUCACACCUUGCCUAGCGAUGAGCAGAUGCAACUCGAGAGCUGUCGUAUCAUUUUCGCCUCCGAAGUCCUGUCCAUCCGGGAGAUUUCGUAUCCCUUUUCGUGGCUGCGUGACCUCCUCAUGGGAGACGCUGACAUCAUGCGACGAGCAAAGAUAGGAAAGAUGCGUACGCAGGCCGAAAACAGGCUGUCCACUCUCAAGCUGAACGGCAAGGAUACUCUGUUCGAGCGCUGUCCCCUCGAGGAACAGCUGCACGAGUUCGUCAGGGCGAAGAGGCUACUGGGACUAACGGCCAUGGACGAAGAGCUGCAGACAGAGAGCUGUAACAUCGUUGGCCGUAUCGAGGAGGUAUCGACGGCGCCCAGCGACUUCAUUGCCAGCUGGCUUGUGCGGAUCAUCAACCGAUCCACCAACUGGCUCGCCAACUUCAGACAGCGAGCCCAUCUCCCCCGGACCGAAGACAUCGUGGUCGAGAACGAGCGGUCGACAGACACGACCAAGAUCGACUCGACCAUCCACAACUAUAGCAGACUUGAGCGCUACUUGGCCGACUACGUCGAGAGGCAGAGGAGCCUCGGCAUCGAGCCUUGUAACGAUAGCCUGCAGAGGGAGGCCAGGAUCAUCAUCUACGAGUUCGACGACGGCUGGAAUCAGACCGCCGCCGACAACUUGGACUGGCUCGCGGCUUUCCGGCAGCGUCAUCCGCCCACCCUCGCGCAGGGCUCAAGCUCUACGACUGCAUCUGCGUCUCAGGACCAGCUAUCCCACGACGGGCUUCAUUCGUCCAUUACAGACACCUCUCCGUCCAACGUUUCAUCUGCCAACUUUUCAGACGGCCUGACUUGCCCCCUCAUGACGGGCGGGUCCAACCAGACUCCUGCGGCCCUCACCCAGACCGGACCGUUCUUCCUCAACGAUACAAACUGCUACCGUCGCCUGAUGAGGGAAUUGGCGAGGUGGGUCGCAAAGUUACCGCUUGAAUCGAUCACGGACGAGAUGCUCCAGAAGCAGGCGAGGAUCAUUCUUUACAACGACGAAGACCCGUGGAACCAGACCGCGGCCGACAACGCCGAGUGGCUACUCAGGUUCAAGCGCGACUGCGGCAUCAUCCGCGACCCCGGCCCGGGGCUGCCUCCCGGCGACGCCUGGUCGCUCGCGCAGGGCGGCACCGGCUUCGCGCCCCCCUACGCCUUCCCCAAGGGCGACAUGGCCCCUUUCAGCGAGAGAACGACGGAAGUGCCGAUCCGGAACACAAAGGUCUUUGAGAUCCAGUCGGAUAUCACGAACCGCUACCUGGAGACAUUCAAGACUAGGUACCCGAAGCCGGCCGCCAUCUUCUGCUCCCGCGAGCUCGAGGACGGGCUCGUCAGGUUCGUCGAGACGGAGGUGGCGCUCUCUGGGCAGUUCCCCGACGACCAAUCCCUCAGGGCACACGCCUCCUUCAUCCUGAACACGCCCGAGACCGCGGCUGACGACCCCGCCCUGUUGAGCAAAUUCAAGGGCUGGAUGAUGAUGAGGGGUCAACAGUCCAGCCAGCCGCAGCCGCAGCAGCAGCCCGUUCCAUUACAGCCGCAACCGAGAAUGCCGCUCCCAUCAACGUCAACGUCAACGUCGGCAUCGACUUUGCCCACAGGGAUGGAUCUGACGCUCUCAGAUGCGGAGAUGAACAACAUCCUGCGAGACAUGAACUUCGAUCUCGGCGCAGCGGACCUGGAGGGUCUCGACAUGGCCAUGGGGAUGGAUCUCAGCGCCGACGCCGGGCCAUCUUCAUUCUAG